Molecule: messenger RNA, 1413 nt
Organism: Amphiprion ocellaris (clown anemonefish)
Lineage: Eukaryota; Metazoa; Chordata; Actinopteri; Pomacentridae
Gene: tekt1
Product: tektin 1
Exons: 8
Coding region: 143-1333 (396 amino acids)
Biological process (GO): cilium assembly; cilium movement involved in cell motility
Cellular component (GO): microtubule cytoskeleton; nucleus
Source: RefSeq, a predicted model, not a curated record
UGACCUGCCGUUGCCACAGUAACGGUUUGUUUCGCUCCAUCUUAACUGCGGUCUGUAAUAGAAGACUUCGAAACUGAAACACUUGGUGGGUUUCAGCCGCACGAAGCAAGUUCCUCCUUCCUGUACUGACUGACUGGAGAAGAUGUCUGUCCUGAACCUCAGUGCUCAGCAGGGCAGUAAACCCAAUCUAAUGAAUAUUGAGCUCAUGCUGAAUAACUCGGAGCUCUUCAGAGCACAGUGCAAGAGGCUGGUCGAAGAAACUGACAAAGCUUGCAAACGCAUGCAAGACGAUGACAAUAAGCGACUCGAUCAGCGGAUCAGAGACAUACAGUUUUUGAAGAAGGAGCUGGAGUUUAAGCUGGAGGAGAUUACUUUGGAGAUUGAUGUCCUUCUAGCAUUACAGAGCAGAGUGGUGAAUGCCCUGGAGGCGACCAAAGAGCCUCGGAGAGUCACUGUUCUCUGUCUGGAGGAGCGAACAAAACGUUUCCCUUCUGAGAAGCUGCAUGACGAUGUGGACAGAGAGCUGCUGAAGGAGAGGGAGCUUAUUGAGGGAGUGGCUUCUCUUCUGCAUCGUGUAGUAGAGCAGAUCACUGAGCAGAUACGACUAAACCGGUCUGCCAAGUACCGUUUAGAGAAAGAUCUGAAGGAGAAAUUUGAGGCCCAGUGCAUCGACAACUCCUGUGUAUUAAUGACCACCCAUUCUGUCAACAACCUGCAGAAGUCCAAAAACACAAACGCUGUUCUGCCGAGUUUGGCAGUGACUCCAGAGUUCUGGGAGAACAUCUCAGACAUAAACAUUGCAAAGGCGGAGCACCAGAAGGCCAACUCUCUGUCUCUGAAGGCCCUGGUGGAGUCUGUCCUGGAGCAGACGGCUGCUGACAUGCAGAAGCAGGUCCAGGCUACGACAGCAGCCUUUCAGCUCAACAUCCAGGAAGUCAAGAAUGCCAAGAGCCAGAUGGAGGAUAAACUGCCGAAGAUUCUGUCUGAGAUUAGCAGCCAGCAGAGGAUCAGAGAGGACCUCCAAGUGGCCAUCACAGAGAAUGAGCAAUGUCUGAGUUUGGCUCAGGCCCGGCUGGCAUUGCGCUGCCAGAGGCCUGGCAAAGAACAAUGCUACGAUCCAGCACAGUCCCAGCUCCUCGCUGAGGUCCAGCAGCUCACUGCUAACAUCGACAGGCUUUGUGGUGAGGUGGUCCAGUCUGAGGAGGAGCAGAGAGCUCUGGUCUACUGCCAGCUGCAGCUGCAGGAACACAUCGAUGUCAAGACCAACACUCUCUACAUUGAUGAGGUCAUCUGCUGUCAGCACAGGGAGCCCAUCAUCAUACGCAACUUCUGAGCAGUCAGCAGCACUAAGUCUACAUGUACGCAGUAUUUAUUUUAAAACGCAGUCAUAUAAAAUUUACUUUGAAAAAUCUA